AGAAGACUUUCUGUUUCUGUUUAAUCUUCGUGACAGUGCCCUGAUGAAACCUGAAGAUUGAAAAUCAGCCACGAUUUUGACAUUAUGUACAAAGGCAAGAUGACAGAUGAAUGCAUCACAAUAGAGUCGGCCCUCAGUGAGUUAGAUGAGGACACAGAAGAACUGUCAGCACCUGAGUUUACUUGUCACUGUUGCUAUGAAGUCCUUGUAGAUCCUACUACACUUAACUGUGGCCACAGUUUUUGUCGGCAUUGUCUGGCACAGUGGUUACAUUCUUCUCAACGGAACGAGUGUCCAGAAUGCAGAGAGAGAUGGCAGGGCUUUCCCAGGAUCAACAUCCUCCUACGGGAUGCAGUGGAGAAGAAGUAUCCCACUGAGAUAAAAAGAAGGAGGAGGGCUCUCCAGACUAACCCGAGGAUCCAUUAUUUCCUCCAAAUGUUCCAGCAGUAUGGAGAGAUGCUAACCCAACAAAUACCUGUAUCAGAAGGCCUACAGAAAGCUAUACAAAACAGCAUUUGUUUUGGAGUCAUGAUGGCUUUGGUCUGUAUGGGGGUUUUGUUGAUACAGUAUCACUGGAUCAGUGGUAAUUCUAAUUAUGACAUCUUGGUCCAGAAGCCAAUUAACAGUUGGAAACCCCAUGAUGUCAUUCUGUGGGUGGAGCAUCUCGGUCGCUGGACCAUUCAGUACAGAGAAAUGUUCCACAUUGCACAAAUUAAUGGCAGUUUGUUGGCUCAUCUCAGAGAUGAAGAACUGUCUGCUGCUCCAUUCAAGAUUAACAAUCCAUCACACAGACAGGUCAUACUGGAAGAAAUCCAGAAAAUCAAAGAACUCAAAGUCAAACUACCACAGAACAUCUGGGAGUACAAGGCUACAAAUUUAGGAAAAUCACUGUUUCUCCUGUUUGGUCUGAGAGAAUUUCCACGUCUCACUUUUCUCUACUUAUACCUGUUUGAUUAUGAAGACACAUUUCUACCCUUUAUACACACCAGUUUCCCUGCACAUAUGACCAACCCAACGCAGGAAAUCCCACCUGACAAAAUGCUGCAGGAUCCAAACCGGCUUCAGUGGGUGAAGUUUCGUGUGAAGGUUUGUCUGAUGCCCUAUCUACUGCUGAUUGACUUUGUGUGGCAAUGGUUGAGUAUUCAUUACUGGAUAUCAUGGAUUGUGAUUUGUAAUGCCAUGGUAAUGACAGUAAUGGAGUACUUUUAUGCCUGGACUCUGUGGAGAAGAAAACAGAUGAGUACUCUCCCUAAGAUGAUUUUGCAGAGGUUGUUUGAUAUGUUCUGCGUUGUCCUGCUGUGGCCUCUGAUCCCUCAGUUCAUCUGUGACUUUAAUUUCUACUGUGGACUCUUUUUCAGCUCAAUCAUUUAUAUCUCAUUUCGCAAACCAAUUUUUAAGCUGGCACAGCAAUAAAAAUCUAAACAUUUAUGAUGCAUUAGUUGCAGAUAUGCAUAAUCUUUUGUCACUUUUCAUUUCCCAUUUGAAUAAUAAUCUGUUUAAAUGCCAUAAAAGGUACAAGAUACUGGUAGUUUCUCUUGACAAUUUCAUAACACAGUAAUGUACUUUCAAUCAGUAACUUUGGUUUAAUGUGUA
Molecule: messenger RNA, 1593 nt
Organism: Labeo rohita (rohu)
Lineage: Eukaryota; Metazoa; Chordata; Actinopteri; Cypriniformes; Cyprinidae
Product: bifunctional apoptosis regulator
Exons: 8
Coding region: 85-1413 (442 amino acids)
Biological process (GO): proteasome-mediated ubiquitin-dependent protein catabolic process
Cellular component (GO): nucleus
Molecular function (GO): protein binding; ubiquitin protein ligase activity
Source: RefSeq, a predicted model, not a curated record